Perca flavescens (yellow perch) is the source of this 899-nucleotide messenger RNA. It is a transcript of the gene polr2eb, whose product is annotated as RNA polymerase II, I and III subunit E, b. The transcript has 8 exons. Gene Ontology annotation, cellular component: RNA polymerase III complex; RNA polymerase I complex; RNA polymerase II, core complex. The record is from RefSeq and is a predicted model, not a curated record. Gene Ontology annotation, biological process: transcription by RNA polymerase II; transcription elongation by RNA polymerase I; tRNA transcription by RNA polymerase III. Gene Ontology annotation, molecular function: DNA binding. Lineage: Eukaryota; Metazoa; Chordata; Actinopteri; Perciformes; Percidae. The coding region runs from base 132 to 734 and encodes 200 amino acids.
CAGCUUGCGUCAACAAAACGUGCGUCGCACAUCCACGGUUUGGCGUUUGGUCGCUGUGUGUACCAACAAGAGAGAAAGUGAUAAAUUAACAAAAAUAAACUUUACAUUAAAUUUAGAGCAAGUGGAACGAUAUGGAUGACGAAGAGGAAACAUACAGGCUAUGGAAGAUUCGUAAAACCAUCAUGCAGCUGUGUCAUGACAGAGGCUACCUGGUGACACAGGACGAGUUGGAUCAGACACUGGAUGAGUUUAAGAGUCAGUUUGGAGACAAGCCCAGCGAGGGUCGCCCCAGGCGCACAGACCUCACUGUGCUGGUGGCACACAACGAUGACCCAACCGACCAGAUGUUUGUUUUCUUUCCUGAGGAGCCCAAGGUGGGAAUCAUUGUUGUUCAAAUGGAACAUCAAAUCAUUGUUGUUCAAAUGGGCAUGACACCGUCAGCCAAACAGUCUCUAGUUGACAUGGCACCCAAAUAUAUAUUGGAACAGUUUCUACAGCAGGAGCUGCUUAUUAACAUCACAGAGCACGAGCUUGUUCCAGAGCACAUUGUGAUGACAAAAGAGGAACUGACUGAACUUCUGGCAAGAUAUAAAUUAAAGGAGAGUCAGUUGCCUAGGAUCCAGGCUGGGGACCCUGUGGCUCGCUACUUUGGCUUGAAAAGAGGACAGGUAGUAAAGAUCAUCAGACCUAGUGAAACAGCUGGGAGGUACAUCACAUACAGACUGGUGCAGUGACAGACAGAUACUCUUCAGGAUCAACAUUCAGGAGGACCAGUGAAAGAAACUGACAAUGUUAAGCUUUCAUCGCUCAUCCUUCGGCUUUCGACUUGUUUAAAUUGUAGUUUCUUUUGUAAUUACUUAUUUUUUAAAAUAAACUAUUAAAUGGAAUCAAAUAUUGUA